Molecule: messenger RNA, 3329 nt
Organism: Zeugodacus cucurbitae (melon fly)
Lineage: Eukaryota; Metazoa; Arthropoda; Insecta; Diptera; Tephritidae
Gene: Cep89
Product: protein Cep89 homolog
Exons: 2
Coding region: 136-1716 (526 amino acids)
Biological process (GO): mitochondrion organization; chemical synaptic transmission; cilium assembly
Cellular component (GO): centriole; ciliary transition fiber
Source: RefSeq, a predicted model, not a curated record
CAUAUUACUAGUAUUCACCAUGGUGACGUAAUAAUUGUUGUUUUGUUUACUACUUUGCAUUUGUAGUUAUUAGAAUAGAAAUAAAAUGUCAGUCCAUGAGGACAAUCUAAUGUUCUAGAUAAUUUGCUUGAAAAAAUGACGUCUGUGCGAAACGAAAAUGAGCGUAAACAUGUAAUCGUUACGGAUCUCGACCUCUCUGACUGCCAGCAACAACAGGAAAUAAAGACUUCUCAGGAUUCAAAUACUAAAGUUCAUAAAAAACGUCACCCGGAAAAACAGCUGCAUACCAUUUCGGGUAAUUUCAAUCGUCGUUCUCGAUCUGCUGAGAAUCGUUCGGAAGAACAGAACCUAGCUAUUAAACAAAGCAUCCGCGUUAACAGCUACUUUAAUGAAGUGCUGCAAUCCAAAGAUAAACAAAUGGAAAAAUUGUUGCAACGUUUGGCCACAUUGCACAAAUUCAAUGAACAAUUUGACGUACAGAACAAAGAGCUCCGUUUGCACAUACACACACUGGAGGAUCGUUUGGAGAACUUGCAGUUCGAAGUGGCAAAUUGCAGGCAUUGUCAGGAGUUGAUGCAACAACUCGACAGGUGUGGCACUGAAAAGCAGGCACUCGUGUCUGAUGUAUCGAUGUUGAAGACCCUUGUCUAUCGCCUCAACGUACAAAUUGAAAGCUAUCAAGAUCGUUUGCGCCUCUCUAAAGAUGAUGCAAACAAUACUAACAACGCUGGUGCGGAUGAUAUACCGCAACAUUCGUCUUCUAUUUCCACCUGGGAAGAGGGUGCUAUACGCACACAUACACUUGCGCCGUUGCUGCAGACGUACGAUGAAAUGAUUCGGGAUAAAGAACAUUUAAUACAGCAAUAUAAACAGGAGUUUGACCAUUUUACGGGAGAACUUAAGAGAGCACUGGAAGAAAAUAAUCGUCUAUUGCAGCAAAACGAAAGUUUACGUAAAGAAGUCAGUUCUUGGCGCGAAGAACGUACUCGUUUGCAAGCACAAGUCGAUGUCUGUCGCGCGAAAGUCGAAGCGCAAACAAGAAAAUCGGACUUGGCCAAGGAAAAGCUGGUGGAAGUAAUGCAUUGUUAUGAGCAAAAGAUGCAGUCUCUGGUGCUGGACUUGGAGCAUUUGCAGACUGCUUAUUCACGCUGCAAAAAUGAAUUGGUGUCACUAAAAAGUGUCACGGCACAUCCAACUGACAGCAUGGAACAUGAUUUACAAGCGUGUAAAGCUCUAUUAGAACAGUUGAAGGAGCAUCACAAGAACGAGAAAAAAACACUAGAAAAGUCGGUUGAGGAGCUUCAGUCACGGCAUGUGGACGAUACUAGGAGAAUUUCUGAAAUUAAAAUGGAAAACAAAAUGUUAGAGAAGCGGCUGGAAGAGCAGCGUACUGCAGCAGAAGAGUCUCAAAAUCGUGCCAUUUCUUUUCAGCGAACUGCCGAAAAAGUCAAACGUUCUAGAGACCGGUUAAAGGCACGACUGCGAAUUGCUUUGCAGUGGGCACAAAAAAUGGAGGAGGGACAGGUAAACAUACAAAGUACUUGGGACGCUUUAAAACGUCUUGAGACCAUUGUGAAGCAUAAGGAGUCACAAGUGCGUGGUUUACAUGCCCGUCAUCUGCAAGAGAUCGAAAAAAUGCAAAAGAAACUAUCUCAAAAAGAGGAUACCAUACGGACCAUACUUAAAGGAAAACUUGUUGCCGGUGAACAUCAGUGAAUUGAGUGACAAUUACUUAUUUUAUUAUUACCGAACCGAUUUUAUUAGGUGAGAUUUAAAAAUGUUACUCAAGCCGAUAAGUUUUAUAUCAGGUUAGUAUGUAUAUAAGAUAUACAUAUAUAAUAACAAAUUUAUAUUUAAUUAAUAUAUGAUAACAAGGAUCAGUUAUACAUAUCUGACAAAGUAAUAUAUUGAUAAAUCUAAGUAAAUAAACGUCACCGAGUGUACAUAAGGAUAUUGUAUCCUUUUCAUUUGUUACAUAAAUAGAGAACAUUUUAAAUGUAUACGUCCGAAAAUUACUGAACGUAACGUAGUAACGAAGGCAGUCCGACUAUAAUUUAAUUACAUUUCAAAGAUUCCACGUAUUACUUGGACUCUGGUAUUUACCAGUCGGUACAUCUAUUGUCGACGGUCACGAAACGGUGCUGAAACUUCUUCCGAUUGUGCUAGAAACAGUAUUGAAAACCGCUGUGAAGUGGACUCAAUUGUUGUCCGAAGUUAGUAAACGUGACACUCACAAUCUUGCUCACCUUCAAUCUGCGAUCUACUAAUGAGUGACAUCACAUUAUUCUCCAUGGAACGAGGAUUUACAAUUUUUUAUAAAUCAAAUAUGAAUUAAAGUGAUUUGGAAUAAUAAUAAAAUCUCUAGUUAUUACCCUGCGAAAAAAUACUGUUGUGAUACAGAUGACUUAUUUUUGUUUAUCUCUGUGAUUCUUGAAUAAUAAAUAGGGCAAUUUGCUUAUUUCGUGACUAAGCAUUUUUUAAAAUAGCACACAAUCAUGUAAUGUCACAUACAGCACAAUGAUCAUACACUCUCAAAACCUUAAAAGUUCCAUCUUAUAGUCGGUUUUCUUUAGUUACACUGUACAAUCCUUGGCUAGGUAUUAGACCAAAUUAAUUUUUUCCGGGAGAUAGGGAAAAAAGGUAUAUUCUUCGAUUUUCGAAAUUAGUCUCCAAAACCCAAAAUAUUUGCCUUCGAAGAGAAAGGAGAGAGAGAGGAGUCAAUGCCGAAAAAUAAAAAUAAACUAGUUGUGCUUUGGGAGUGCGCUCAGGAAGAAUGGGAUCGUUUUUAUACUCUUGCAAUAUGAUGGAGUCAUAUGUAGAAGUUCACGUAAGUGAGGAAAGUUACUGACUGUCAUUUACUUGGGAGGGGCCAGGAAAGAUUCUUUUCAUGUGGGUCAAGCAGCUCACGCCUUCCGGUCUUAGGCCAAGUAUCCUCUGGGCAGCCAACAGACAUCCGUUUGGAGGCGAGCUAAAGUGAGAAGGGGAAUCCCGCUUAUGCGGUUGUGUGUAGGGUUUGAGAACCACCACAUAAAAACAAAUUACUAAUGAAAAGGAAGCAACAGCCUCGGAUGAGAGACCCCAAGCACGGUGGAACAGCAGUAUUGGGUAGAAAUCGGCUAAACCACCAUGCUUUAGAACCGCAUGCUACAGCGCAGUUACAAGCUACAACAAUAUCAUUGAAAAAUCGAGGUUCUGACUUUAAUCUGACGGCUAUAUACUGUCCACCUCGUUUUAUAAUUACAGACUGUGAAUUUAAAGACUUUUUGGAACGCUAGGUCCAAGCACACACAUGUACUGGGGCUCACGUCUUAUUAAUCCGAAAGGACGAC